AUGGCGCACAAAGCCAAAGAUAGAACGCGCAGGGGGAGACAUUUGGAGAGGUUUUUCUCUUGGAUGGCGCAGCAGAGGCAGAAAACUGACCGAUGUGGAAGUGUGGACUCCAAGACCAGCUGCUGCCAAGAACUCAACCCGAAAGGCAGGAAUGUGUGCAAAGCGCCGGGGUCGCCAGGAUCGGUUUGUUGCAGUGGAUGGAAGCAGCUAGGGGAUGAAUGUCUGACAGCUUUAUGUGAAGGCAACUUCACCUGCAAUGAAAAUGAGGUGUGUGUCAGGCCGAAUGAAUGUCGUUGCCGUCAUGGAUACUUUGGAGCCAGCUGUGACACAAAGUGCCCUGCCCAGUUCUGGGGACCUGACUGCAAGGGGAAAUGUAACUGUUAUCCUAAUGGCCAGUGUGAUGAUUUGACUGGGAAGUGUACCUGCAACCACAAUCGCUGGGGAUCUCACUGCGAGAAGCCUUGCCUAUGUCAAAAGGGCAAGUGUGACCAGGAAACAGGAAAGUGUGCAUGCCACCCUGGAGUCUGGGGUCCACAGUGCAACAACAACUGCUACUGCAGCGUCAACUCCAUGUGCGAUGUGAACACAGGCCGAUGUCUGUGCCAUCCUGGAUGGACGGGGAGGAACUGUGCUGCCCAGUGUAACUGCAACAACUCGCCCUGCGACCAGUACAUGGGACGGUGCCAGUGUCGGGAGAAGCUGUGGGGUCCACGGUGUGAAAGAUACUGCCAGUGUGUCCAUGGCAAGUGCAACCAGGCUGAUGGAUCAUGUACCUGCACUCCUGGUUAUCGUGGGAAAUUCUGCAGGGAACCAUGUCCUGCUGGGUUCUAUGGUCAAAACUGCAGAAACAGGUGUGGGCAUUGCAAAGGCCAGCAGCCCUGCAAGGUGACAGAGGGACGCUGCAUCACCUGCGAAAGAGGCUGGAACGGGACACGGUGCGAUCAGCUUUGCUCCAAAGGCUUCUUUGGUGAAAACUGCCAGGAAGUGUGUCCUGCCUGCAAGGACGGUCACCACUGUGACCCCAUCCAGGGAAAAUGUUCUCACUGUAAUCCUGGCUGGAUUGGGGACAGGUGUGAGGUGCGCUGUCCCAAUGGCACGUAUGGCGAGAACUGUGAAAACAACUGUAGUCACUGUUUUAAUGGCAUCUGCCAUGUUGUCACCGGAGAAUGCCUUUGUGACCCAGGCUUUUAUGGCCCCUACUGCAAUAUGACCUGUCAGCCUGGCCAGUAUGGAGUCAACUGCAACCAAACCUGCCCCUGCUAUACCAAGAACUGCGAUCCGGUGUCUGGUGCAUGCCAUCUCCAGCCCAACCAGCGGAUGGGUGUGAUCGCAGCUGGCUCGUUGGUCUCCUUUUUACUGAUUGUCUUUCUUUCACUGCUGUGCUGCUGCUGCCUCUGCCAACUCAAAGACAAGCACAAUGCUAACCAAGACAAUUCCACCAGCAACAAAAAAGCCAAGCGGAUUUUGUGUGGACGAUUCAGCAGAAUCAGCACCAAACUUCCCCGUAUUCCACUGAGGCGACAGAAACUGCCCAAAGUAGUCGUAGCGCACCAUGACCCAGAGAACACCUUCAAUUGCAGCUUCAUCGAGCCGCCUUCUUCAGCAGCUGAGCAGCCAUCCCCCUCCUCGUGGUCAUCCCAGGAGUCCUUCUCUUCCUUUGAGAGCGGAGAUGAAGGGCCAGUUUACUGUGUUCCACAUGAAGAAUCUGUUAUGAGUGAGAGCAAAGAGAAGCAGAUUCUCAGCCCUGCGGUGGACGACGAAAAUAAUCAUAAUGAAGAGGAUGCAGGGGAAUACACUUUUCUAAAAGACACAAGUGUCAAGCCAGAAAGCGGUGAGCAGUCCUUACUCAAGUCCUCUGAUAGUGAGGGUUCCAACAGCGGCUCUGAGACCGCAGCCCAUUAUGCCUGCAUCACCCGCAUCUCCAAGCAAUCCAAGGAGGAGAAUGGCAAAGGUCGUGAUGGCACCCCUACACCAGAGGCCAAGCACAGUGGAAAACCACCAGCUUCACCUGGCAAGCCAAAACCACGCCCACCAGAUCCAUCUACUAAACCCAAAGUGUCUUGGAUACAUGGAAAUACAACAGGGUCUCCACAGUCAGAGCAUCAAGGGGGGAUUAAAGUAUUUGCAUUACCAAAAGAGAAAAACAGAAGCUCCAGUGAUGGCUCAUCUAAGAGUGAGGAGAGGCAGAGAAUGAAGGAAAAGAGUCAAGACCAGCAUAAAGACAAGAACAAGGAGACGGAUGCAAAUGGUUCCCCCAGCAAACACAAACCUCUGCAAGGCAAAAUGUCUGGGAAUGAGCACAGCAGUCCAAAUCACAUGGUGCACAUCAAUGGUGUUGUUCAAAAUGCCUUAAAGAAAAUAAGUAACUUCCGUUGUUCGUCACCUGAAAAAAAGAGUGUUGAAACUCCAAAGCAGACCCCUAAGGAGCCUCCCAAGAGUCCAAAGGUAAUCCAUCCUCAUAUGAACUCUGAAGCAGCCACUCUGCUUGCCGCUCAGCUCAAGGAAAAAACUCAAAGUAUCAACAGAAAUGAGGGAACAGGACUGACAAAGACCAAUGGUCUCUCUUUAUCCAAGGGCAAUCAAGAGAAGCCCACUCCUCCACAGAAAGCCAAAAGGACCCCCUCCAGUGGACUUGGCCAGCAGGGUUCUGCCAAGCCUCUUCUACCCACUUCAAGCAGCCUCCAGAAGAUGGUGGCACCUGUCAGCAACAACUUUGAGACCUCUCAAGUCAAGAGCCCGGAGAAGCAGGACUUAAACGGCUCUAGGACAGGGGACCUGUUGGAUUCUACACCAAAGAAGACGCCUAUGAAAAAGCCACCAAGGAAGAAAGGAAAAGGUGGCAUCUUGGAUACACCAGAAAGUAAAACACCCCAGCAAAAGACAGCCAUUAUGCCACCACAGGUUGUGAAGUAAGUGUUUUAAAUAAUACAAAAUGAACUAAGUUUGUGAAGAUUUUUUUUUACCAAAGACUGAUUUUUUUAGAUGGCAGCAACCACGUAAAGAACGUGUGCGUUGUGACUG
Molecule: messenger RNA, 3021 nt
Organism: Nematolebias whitei (Rio pearlfish)
Lineage: Eukaryota; Metazoa; Chordata; Actinopteri; Cyprinodontiformes; Rivulidae
Gene: scarf2
Product: scavenger receptor class F, member 2
Exons: 13
Coding region: 1-2913 (970 amino acids)
Molecular function (GO): scavenger receptor activity
Source: RefSeq, a predicted model, not a curated record